Messenger RNA from Dendroctonus ponderosae (mountain pine beetle), 2300 nucleotides. RefSeq names its product pro-resilin. Lineage: Eukaryota; Metazoa; Arthropoda; Insecta; Coleoptera; Curculionidae. Gene Ontology annotation, molecular function: transcription coactivator activity. The record is from RefSeq and is a predicted model, not a curated record. Bases 898 to 2061 code for a protein of 387 amino acids. Gene Ontology annotation, biological process: positive regulation of transcription by RNA polymerase II. The transcript is spliced from 7 exons. Gene Ontology annotation, cellular component: RNA polymerase II transcription regulator complex.
UAGCAAUUAUUUUAUAUGUUAUUUAUGAAAAGCGAUUUUAAAGGUCUUUAUUUAAGGGCCUGUACAUCCGAAAGAAUAAUCAUCGGAAAAAACCUUAUGCAAACUUGUCAUACUAUUUUUUCUCUCUGUUCUUUGCGAUUAAGGAAUAUUUUCGGCCUAUUUUGGUACACCCUCUAUAGAAUAUUCGCAAGUUACUUUGAUCUGGAUAAUAAUGGCAACGGUUUUAAUUGGAGAAAUAAUGGGUAAUAAAAUAUAUUUUGUUGUAGCUGAGGUCGGUUGUUUUAAAGUUUCGAAAAUUGUUAAACUUUAGUAAAGCUUUUAUCAACUCUUUCUCAUUCAGAGCAUUAUUUUAUGGUGAUUUUUACAAAUUGAAAUAAUUGAAAAAUCAAUAGAACGGCUCUGGCCACAUAUUUAAACCGGUUUGUUUAUACCAAAAAAUUCCUGAUAGUACCUGUGACGUGCGUGCGAAAGACCUUCAAAAAUGCGCGAUAAAAUCAUCUAAAAAACUAACAAACCGGAUAUUUACACAUGCCGGACGUUUAGUGUUUUUAGCUCGUAAUGUAGCAAAAAAUUCAGAAAACAUGUGCUUUUGCUGGUGUUGCAUGAUUCUAUCAUAGAAAAUACCCGUUUAAAAUGUCGAAUAGGGAAACUCAAACAUUUCGUUUGACGAAAAUGGCAAAAAACUAUGAGAAAACGGGGUAGUCGGUCUAAUUUAAUUAAGUUGUCCGUUCGGCCGUUUCGUGUUUUAAAUCCGAAGUGUAUUGUGUCUCUGAAGUGAAAUAAACGCUUUUAUGGUAGCUGGCUAGCUGUUGCUGUUGGAGCACUGGAUGAAUCCUUUUUGUACCGAAUUUCCAGGCUUCAACAUGGUAAAUAAGACUAAGAGCGGGGCAAAGUAAAAUGGUUACACUUGCUCUUUGCAGUUUGCUCUCCGCUUCCAAUGCAGGCCACUUGCAAAAGCGUGACGCUCCACUAGGUGGGGGAUACUCAUCUGGAAGACCUGGAGGUAGCUACUUACCUCCAUCCAAUGGCGGAGGAUUUGGAGGUGGUGCUCCCUCUUCAAGCUAUGGAGCACCAUCUGUGCCAUCUUCAUCUUACGGAGCUCCUUCCUCGCCUUCCUCCAGCUACGGCGCACCUUCGUCAGGUGGAAGCGGCGGUGGCUUUGGAGGCGGUUUUGGAGGAGGAUUCGGAGGUGGAGCCCCAUCAAGCAGUUACGGAGCUCCAGCUGCUCCAAGCUCCAGCUACGGAGCUCCUUCCUCAGGAAGCAGCUUUGGAGGAUCAGGAGGAUUCGGCGGCAGUAGCGGAGGCUUCAGCGCCCCGUCUUCCAGCUAUGGUGCACCAGCUGCUCCUUCUUCCAGUUAUGGCGCUCCUUCCUCUGGAUUUGGAGGAAAUGGCAAAAUCCGAGGAAAUGGUAACGGCCGCGGAAAUGGAAACGGACAUGGAAAUGGAGGCAGCAGUUUGAGCCAAUACUUGCCUCCUUCAACCAGCUAUGGAACACCAGUAGGACCUUCCAGGCCAUCAUCAAACUAUGGCGCUCCAUCUAAACCAUCCAGCUCCUACGGGGCUCCCUCUAAACCAUCCAGUUCUUACGGCGCUCCAUCCAAACCAAGCUCUUCCUACGGCGCCCCAUCUUCCGGUAGCAGUUUUGGAUCCGGCAGCUUUAGCUCGGGAAGCUUUGGCGGUUCUUUCGGAGGCGGUGCCCCUUCAAGCAGCUACGGAGCUCCAUCUGCCCCAUCUUCCAGCUACGGAGCACCAUCCGCUCCUUCGUCCAGCUAUGGAGCUCCUUCAUCUGGCGGUAGCUUCGGUGGAUCGUUUGGCGGUAGCGCACCAAGCUCAAGCUACGGAGCACCAUCUGCGCCCUCAUCCAGCUACGGAGCGCCAUCAUCCGGAGGUAGCUUUGGAGGAUCAGGUGGAUAUAGCUCAGGUGGAUCAGGAGGAUACAGCUCCGUUGGUGGAUCAGGCGGAUACAGUUCUGGUGGAUUUGGAGGAAAUGGGGGAGGUUACAGCUCCGGAGGUAACGGAGGUGGACAGAGCUAUGACAACAAUGGCGGCUACGUAUAUUGAUUGGGACGGUGGAAAAAUUAAUGAUCGACAUGUAAAUAAAGCUUAGGAUAUUUAUUAUGUAGAUCGUGCCUUCAGUAUUAAUACAUUAAAUUUUAAAAGUUUUGAUAAAUUUUAAUGGUCGGUAUCGUUGCUCUGAAUAUAGCCAGUAUUUAGCUUUAGCUAGAGCGGAAAGUUUAUCGUGGAUUUAACAUUAAUAAAACUAAAGCAAUUUGUUUUAAAUAAAUGAAUAUUCCACUAAA